This is a messenger RNA of Papaver somniferum (opium poppy), 1560 nucleotides long. Its product is annotated as BTB/POZ and TAZ domain-containing protein 4-like. Gene Ontology annotation, molecular function: protein binding. The record is from RefSeq and is a predicted model, not a curated record. NCBI's taxonomy places the organism in Eukaryota, Viridiplantae, Streptophyta, Magnoliopsida, Ranunculales, Papaveraceae. Bases 267 to 1400 code for a protein of 377 amino acids. The transcript is spliced from 6 exons.
CAUCAUCAUCAUCACCAUCAUAAUCAAUCCUCGAUUCCUCUUCCAGUGAGUUACAGUCUCAUUUACAGAAUCGAUAUCCGUUUUCCUUGUCAAUCUUUCUAAAAAUCUAAACCCAUUUUCAGAACAGAGAGAAAAAACCAAUAGAGAAGGUAAUUCUCUCUUUCUGAAAAAGGGUUUAAAGGAUAUACAAAUUUUCAUUUUCUGAAAAAGGGUUUUCCUUGUUUUUGGAUUACAGCUGCAAUUGAAGGAAAGAAGCGUUUAGAUUCAUGGAAGAGUUGAGAGGGGACUGUAAGAAGUCUUCUCCUCCAAAUGCACCUCCGUUGCCUGAACCUCGGAGUAGAAUUUCUAGUCAGAAGGGUUUGGCGUUGGAUGGAAAACCAUUGAGGGGAUGCAGCUAUGUGGCAACAACCACUAAAGGUUUAUGGGAACGCAUGUUUCAUGAAGGUUACAGAACAGAUGUUACUAUCAAUACUGAUAAUGGUGGUGUCAUUUACGCGCACGCUAGUAUUCUUGGAAUUGCUUCUCCAGUAAUGAAGUAUAUGCUAAAGCAAUCAAAAAGCCGUGGUCGUCGGAAAUCAAUAUCUGUCAGGGGUGUUCCUCAUCAAGCAGUUCGAGCCUUUAUCCGUUUUUUGUACUCUUCCUGCUAUGAGCAAGAGGAGAUGAAUGAAUUCAUUCUGCCUUUAUUGGUGUUGUCACAUGUUUUUGUGGUUCCACCAUUGAAGCGAGAAUGCGAGCGGCAACUUGAGAAUGGCUUACUCACCACAGAUAAUGUAAUUGACAUAUUUCAACUUUCUCUCCUCUGUGAUGCACCCCGCCUCUCCCUUUUCUGUCACCGUUUGAUUGCCAAGAGUUUCUUAGUUAUCUCCUCCACCGAAGGAUGGAAAGUGAUGAAGCAAAGCCAUCCCAUGCUAGAAAAGGAACUUCUAGAGUCUGUGAUCGACGCUGAUACAAGGAAACAAGACAGAUUAAAGAAAUUGGAUCAGAGGAAGAUAUAUUUACAACUGUACGAAGCUAUGGAGGCGCUAGUUCAUAUAUGUAGAGACGGUUGUAGGACAAUAGGUCCCCAUGACAAAGUUCUCAAAGAGAACCAACCACCUUGUAAUUUCGGUGCUUGCAAGGGGCUUGAGACGCUUGUGAGGCAUUUCGCAGGUUGCAAGCUUAGAGUCCCAGGAGGCUGUGUUCAUUGCAAAAGAAUGUGGCAGCUCUUAGAACUACACUCUCGUCUCUGUAGUGAACCAAACGAGUGCAAGGUUCCGUUAUGCAGGACUUUCAAGGAGAGAUUACAACAGCAAAGUAAGAAAGAUGAGGUCAAGUGGAAGUUAUUGGUGCAGAAUAUUUUGAGAGCAAAGAAAUUAUCUGGACCUUCAUUCUUUCGAUCAGAAACUGACAUUUGUGCCUGACACGAGUGUGCCUCUCCUGUAACCAGGUCUCAGAAUUUACAUACGACUGUCAUGUCUUAGGCUUGUAAAAAUCCUGGCAGAAGCCGGGUGGUGUUUCCUGUAUAUCCCUAAAAAUAUAUGAAGCAGAAUAUCAAUUCUCAACUCUUUCUUUAUGGAAUCA